This is a messenger RNA of Clonostachys byssicola, 1974 nucleotides long. The record is from the annotation of a GenBank genome assembly. Lineage: Eukaryota; Fungi; Ascomycota; Sordariomycetes; Hypocreales; Bionectriaceae.
AUGGCCUCUUCAUCGUCUCACCUGCCGUCUUCUUCCCGCGACGAUCAGCUCCGAGUAUCGGUUCACGAGCCAGACCGUCCAAUAAACGAGAACUCGCCGCUUCUGUCAGCAAAUAGUGAUAGUAGUCGCCCUACCAGCCCCGAUGCUGACGAAGCCGAUGUCGUCGACGAGUCCCAAGAGACCAAGAGUUUCUGGUAUCUAGUGUUGCUCGCUCUCGGUAUUGGUGGUCUCCAGCUUGCAUGGUCUGUGGAGUUGUCCAAUGGAUCUCCGUAUCUGCUGUCUUUGGGGCUGAGCAAAUCACUCAUGGCACUCGUGUGGAUUGCAGGCCCCCUCACGGGAACUCUGGUCCAGCCUUAUGUGGGCAUGCUCAGCGACAACUGCCGCCUUCGUUGGGGUAAACGGAAGCCAUUCAUGGUGGGAGGGGCCUUAGCAACGAUUGUUUCGCUGCUCUUUCUAUCCUGGACAAAAGAGAUCGUCACUGGCUUUCUGGGGUUGUUUGGAGCCGAUCCCCAGUCAGCCGGUGUCAAGAAUUCGGUCAUUGUUGUCGCAGUGAUAGGUAUCUAUGUCCUUGACUUUGCUAUCAACACUGUCCAGGCCGCGAUUCGGGCUUUCAUGGUUGAUUGCGCCCCUGCUCACCAGCAAGAGGCGGUUAAUGCCAUGGCCAGCCGGCUUACGGGAAUUGGGAACAUCCUUGGCUAUAUUGCGGGAAAUCUGGAUCUCCCCAAGUAUCUCUGGUUUCUCGGCGACACCCAGUUCAAGAUCCUAUGUGCCAUUGCUUGCGUUGCACUCGGAAGCACCAUUCUACUCAGCACGACAGCAAUCAAAGAGAGAGACCCGCGGCAGGAUGGUCCCCCUCCAUCGGACCGACCGGGUGUCUUUGUAUUCUUCUUCACCAUCUUCAAGUCAAUUAAGCGCCUACCCCCUCAAAUCAAGAAGGUAUGCAAGGUUCAAUUCUUCGGUUGGGUAGGAUUCUUCCCUCUUCUCUUUUAUACAUCUUCGUAUAUUGGCGAAAUCUAUGUGGAACCAUUUCUGGAAAAGAACCCCAACAUGACACCGGAAGAGCUCGAUAAGCUCUACGAGCAAGCGACAAGAGUUGGCACAUUUGCAUUACUGGUCAACUCCAUUGUGAGCCUAAUGACCAACCUGUUUUUGCCCUUUUUCGUUGCGCCGACAUACGGCCACCAGCCUCUCAUGAGUGACGCCCCGAGCGAGACCGAGAAUUCCUUGAAAACGUACGACGAUGAUCAUUCCAUACUCGACCGUCUUCAGAUCCCUGGCUUCACCCUCAGGCGUGCAUGGUUUGGCUCAUUGGUACUGUUUGCCUUCUCCAUGUUUUGCACCGUGAUUGUGCGAUCUGUCGAGGCUGCCACCGUCUUGAUUGGCAUAGUUGGUAUUACUUGGGCGAUGGCUCUCUGGGCACCAUGGGCAAUCAUCAGUGCCGAAAUUAGCCGCCGCGAUGCCCUCGUGCGGGUUCGAAAGGCCCGGUCUGUGACCUCGUCUCGCCCCGGUGGUGAUAGGAGUGCACGGGCGGGCGCGCCCAGCAAUUCCGGUCAUCACGAUGACGCCGUCGACGAGGAGGAGGUGGACCAGGCGGGCGUCAUUCUCGGCAUCCACAACAUGGCCAUUGCUGCACCCCAGAUCAUCGCCAACGUGGGAUCAAGCAUCAUUUUCAAGAUCUGGCAGAAGCCACGUGGUACGCCUGGUGACCACAGCUUUGCCGUUGUGCUUGCACUUGGUGGUGUAUGUGUCCUGGUAUCAUCGUACUUCGUGCUACGGAUCAAAGACAGUCCUGAUCUACCAGCCGAUGCCAUGAUCAGUGUGGAGGAGGGUAGUGGUCCUGGCAACGUAUCUGGACCACCUGCCAGACCAACUCACCACAGGAGGAAAUCAAGCUUCGAGAAACUACCCAGGGCCAGCCUCGGCAGGGCGACGUUAACGAGAAACAAGAGUUUCAGUGGGGCGGAGAUGCUUUGA